CUGCCUGCGUGAGUCAUGCGACCGACUACGCACGUUUCCCGGUACCGAUUGUCGAGUGUCGACGGUUAUCGCUGGCCUCGUGAGUCGCGUCAUACGGACCAGUCCGCUCCUUACCUCCUGGCGGCAGUGUCGGCGAAGUGGUGCGAUUUGACAGUGCCGCCGCGCCGUGUGGUGUUUCAAUAUUUGAAGAGGUCAAAACUACGGAGAUAUCUCUUCAUUGUUCUGUUCUGGACUAAUCCUCCCCCAGAGUUGGACGGCCUGCAAGGUAUUCCAACCCGUACCACGCCCACAGUAACGCCCACCACGCUGCGCAACAUUGAGCAGACCUUUUUCGACCUGCAACAGGAGGAAGCCCACCACAACCAGGCGGGCUUUGUGCCCCCGGUCGUGCAGCCUGUGUCACACGGUAACGGGCUGGUCAUGAACCUGGUGGACUACAAGAGCUGGGGCGGUGGUAGCACUGUUAUCGGAGAUUCACACUCCAGCAACGAUAGCAGCAUUACAUUGCGCAGCACACCCUCUAUUACACCCCCUACCACAACACGCCGGAAUAUGGGUGGCCGACGACCGACGAUCAAGGACAAGAACAUUUCUCCUGAGGAGGAGGAACGGAGGCAGGUUCGAAGAGAACGCAACAAGCUUGCGGCGGCUAGAUGUCGAAAACGAAGACUCGACCAUACGAACGAACUAAUUGAGGAGACAGAGGGAUUGGAAGACAAGAAACAGAGUUUGCAACAGGAAAUCCAACAACUGCAGAUGGAGAAGGAAGACUUGGAGUUCAUCUUGGAGACCCACAAGGUCAAUUGUCGUCUGACCCGAUCCGACUCUCCCCCGGAUGUAAAGCCAUUCGUCAAUUCACCCAGAGUAAUGGUAAUUAAAGAGGACCCCGAGUGUAAUCAGCCGUUGCAGAAGAAGAUGGCCAGGCCCCGCCCGAACUCAUUACCUGUUGCGGCGUUCAAUCCACGCAAACUGCCAUCGCUGAACGGAGGAGUGUCGACAACUGAAGUGGCGGGGGUGUCCAUCACCACCCCCACAGCGGGGAUGCCCUUCAACUUCGACUCGUUGAUGGACGGCGGCACCGGACUGACCCCCGUGUCGGGGCCACUAGUACCGUCCUGCGCCAGCCAGCAGCGGACCGGCUGUGUCGAUCUAUCAAGCCCCGACUCACUGCCCACCAGCAAGCUUGUCUCACUCUGACAGUAGGCCAUGGCGGUAGCCGAACAUAUGCCAUGUUGUAUUUAUUAAAACAAUUAAUACGAGAUGUAAGAUUUUAAUUUAAUAAUCACAUGAUACCGAUAUUGUAUUUCACAUGUAACCUGAUACUCCGGUAUCACGAGUAGGUUGGGAGAGUGUCUGCGAUCUCAUUCGUGUUAGUUAUGUUCACCAUUGAGCUCUGCUCCCAGCAUUUUAACUAUAAGAUAUUUUUAUUUAUAUUGUACAGAGAUUAUUAUAAUUAUUAUUAUUAUUUACCAUGAGUUUUAUCGAAGUAAGAAAUAGAAUAUGCCUGUGAUGUCAGCUUUUCUACAGAUUGGUAUACAAAAUGGUCCACGUACUGCGUGGAUAAAUAUUUUUGCAAAUGUUUUCUUACCAAAGAUGUUUUCUAUGUAUUGCCACCACAUGCCUUGUAACACACCUUUGGAAGUAUUUUCAAGCGUAAAUUAAAGUUGUUUUCUAUUUGAUAUAA
This is a messenger RNA of Homalodisca vitripennis (glassy-winged sharpshooter), 1684 nucleotides long. It is a transcript of the gene kay, whose product is annotated as transcription factor kayak. Bases 16 to 1197 code for a protein of 393 amino acids. Gene Ontology annotation, cellular component: nucleus. The record is from RefSeq and is a predicted model, not a curated record. Gene Ontology annotation, molecular function: DNA-binding transcription factor activity, RNA polymerase II-specific; RNA polymerase II cis-regulatory region sequence-specific DNA binding. Gene Ontology annotation, biological process: regulation of transcription by RNA polymerase II. Lineage: Eukaryota; Metazoa; Arthropoda; Insecta; Hemiptera; Cicadellidae. The transcript is spliced from 5 exons.